ACCCCCACAUUACACGAUACGCGCCUAUAUAAGCUCAAUGAGUUGAUUUUCGCGUCGGAAUAUUGUUCGCACGUCCGUCCACCGUCGAUUAAUUGAAUCAGCGGCACAAAGAGAGAGAGAGAAUUAAAAAGCCGCCUGAAAAUUCCCCGCUCUCUCUCUCUCUCCAACCAUCUCUCUCUCUUUCUCUCUCUCUCUCUCUCUGGCAGCUCGCGGCUCAGUCAGUCACUCACAUAAUACCUGUGCAGUUAGUUAGUCCAACCCUUACACUCAGCCAGCUCACUCGCCGGCUUUGUGUGCUGCCACAAAAAAAAAUCGUAUUAACUCACACACACAUACACACCGGCCGCGCGAGCCCCUCUGCCGUACUGUAUAGUUGGGAAGAACAUCGCGAGAGCGGGCAGCAGCACCUAUAGCAGUCACCGUCGUCGCCGUCGUUUCCCCGCUGAAGCCGCCAGCGAGCCGUCCGGCCGGCAUAAAAGCGCCACCAGCCCGCCAGUACAAAACAUCCAUCAAGUGUGUGUGGUGAGUGCGAGAGAGAGUGCAGCCGCGGCAAGGGCAAGCAGCAGCAGCAGCAACCGGAGGAGAGAUGAUGGCCGCACCUGCAGCGGUGGCCGCCGCGCUGGCCCUGCUCGUGGCCCUGCUGGCGCCCACCCUGCACGGCGCCCGCUCGUACGACGCGGCGCCGCCGUCGACGCAGCGCCGACUCGACGCCGAGCAGCUGUUCAAGCGGCCGGCGCUGAAGCGCGAGGAGGUGGCCGGCGGCUCGUCGACGCCGUACAAAGACCUGGACGCGGCGGCGCCGGCCAACCUCCAGCAGCACUCGGACGAGGACGGCGCCGUCGACGACGACCUCAGCGUCGGCGGCGACCUGCACCGCUUCACCACCGGGCACACGGUGCUCCGCGAGCCGCCGGCGCCGGGCUCGUACGUGCCCUCCAACUGCUCGGCCUGCGUGUCCCACGACGAGAUGCGCCGCAUCAGCAAGCAGAAGAUCCAGGAGGACAUUCUGCAGAAGCUCAACAUGCGGCACGCGCCCAACAUGACCGGCAGGGCCAAGCCCAAGCUGCCGCCCCUCGAGCGGCUCAUCGAGAACUUCGGCAUGCAGGGCGACCAGCCCGACAGGUUCCAGCUCGGCGAGUCCAUCCACGAGGAGGAGGACCUGCACGCCAAGAUCCCCAUGGUCUUCGUCGUCGCGCAGACAAGAAAGCUGCGGCACGGCGGCGGCCUGCAGCACGAUCUGGACAUCCAGCACUUCCAACUGUCCGAGCAGUCGAUACGCAACACGGUGGCGGACGCAACCCUUUACAUCCACAUGCCGAAGACGCGCGGCAAAGUGAAGCUGCUCGUCUACAAGGUGGUGAGCAACGCGUCCGAGCACGAGUCCAUGAUGGUGCUGCUCUCGUCGGCCAGCAAACUCAGCGAGCACCGCGAGGACGGCUGGGUCGAGCUGGACGUGAAGCGGCUGAUGCAGGACUGGUUCAAGCACCCGAAGAGCAACCUCGGCGUCAUCAUCAAGAUCGAGGAUGAGACGGGUGCCUCGAAGCCCUACUCUGUUGCCACUUACAGCAGCAAUGGUGAAGCACUGCAACCAUUCGUAGAGAUCAAGACAGUGGACAGCCGCAAGUACCGCACCAGGCGGACCGUGGUGGGUCUGAAUUGCAACGAGAACUCGAAAGAGUCGCGCUGCUGCCGCUACCCGCUGACGGUGGACUUUGACGAGUUCGGGUGGGACUGGAUAAUCGCGCCCAAGAGGUACGAGUCCAACUACUGCUCGGGCGACUGUCCGUUCGCCUUCCUGCAGAAGUACCCGCACACGCAUAUCGUGCAGCAGGCCAACCCGAAUGGCAAUCUGGGUCCGUGCUGUGCGGCCCGAAAACUAUCCUCCAUCUCGAUGCUCUUCUUCGACCAGCAGUUCAACAUUGUGUACAGCGUGUUGCCUCACAUGGUGGUCGAGCGGUGCGGUUGUUACUAGAAAAUGAAGAGCGCAAGAGAAGAGGCAAAUUUGUGAGUGCGCGAAAGGGACUUUUGAAUUUUCGCGCGAAUGAACGAGAAAAAAUUAAGAUAUAUAAUUGUAUAACGCUCGAAUUUGGCCCGCGGUUGAUUUUCCUCCCCCUAUAUUUGUAUGCGAUUUUUGUAUAACGGUGUGGGGUAUUUUUUUGUUUUUUGUUUUUAUCUUUUGGACUCACGUCUCUAUAAUGAUAUAUAUUUCACUUUGAUUGAUUUCCAAAAUUGCAAAAUGUGGUUUUUUUUUUAAAGCUAUUAUUUUGCGUUUUACCGAGCGGCCUCUCUCCUUAUCUCUUAUUCUUUAUAUAUACAAUUCGGUUGGAGGACCCGUGGCGAACACAUUCAAAGUUCAAAGGUCACAAAACUGUAUUCCGAAAAAACUCUUCACAAGGGAAUUGCAUUUGAAUUGAACGUGAAAAAUUUAAGCAGACAAGAACACUGGUGUGAAACACUAAUUUUUUUUUUAAGUUUCGUCGCCCGUCCUUCAACCGGUCGAAAUCGCUGCCACCAGGGGGCCGCCGGUCGCGCGCUCUAAUUACAAUGAACAAACUCAGAAGUGCAGGGGCCUGCGAGAUGUGCACCUGACACCAAUUCACAUAUAAAUGUUUAUCUCAUAUUAAAGGAUCUCUAUCAAAAUUUUUCAUCCUUUUUACGUGUGUCCCCUGCGAGAAUCGGAGUAAAUGUCAAAAAAGGCGAUUUGCAAAGUAAAAAAUAAUUAAAAACUCGUGUUUUUUUUUCAAGCAAAGUGUGGGGAAGUCAAAAAGGUUUUUGUAUUGAAGCACAUGUUGUGAUAUUAUUUGCGUAGGGACUUCUUUUAUUUUUCUUUAUCUCUCUCUCUCGAUUUCUUUUUCAAUCUUUAUGUUCUACAUUUAUUUUUGUUUUUCUUUUAGAUAAAAGAGCAAUUCUGAUGUCGUUUUAAAGUACUACUAAUAUUAAUGUACGGAGAUAAUAUGGGGCUUUCUGCGAGCUUUUCUUGUGAAGAUGAAUUAUUAUUAUAUAUAUUAUUACGGAUGUUAACGUGUAAGAAGAUGAAUUUUUUUGAAAAAGGAAUAAGCCUGACGCGCAACCUGUCGUCUCAUCCCUCACACAUACACACUCACACAAAUAUUAUACAAUUAUAUAAUAUCACGUGGAUCAUGAUUUAUUAGUUUUCCGAAUCGGCGUCCAGUUUCUGUGGGUGAGAGCGAAGGAAAGGCUGUAAAAACGAACAAAUUCGAUUGCGCGUCCGUUAUAUUUCUUGACUACUACGAUAAAAAUAAUAAUGAUACCCCAAAACUGUGUAUUAACGAUUAUAUUCAAAAGAAGAACAAGUAUGUACAAAGCUGAUGAUGGUUUACUUAAUAACGGGGAUAAGUAUAUAUUACUGUGGAUUUUAAUUGUAAUCUCUGCUUACUAUACUUUUUUAUGUAUGAUUUCCACUGCGUCGUACUAUAUUUGAUAAAAAAUCACUUUGCAGUUAAUUAAUGAAUUAACAAUCGAGACUGUACGGCUUUCUUAGCGUAAUUCGCGUGGAAUGUCUGCUGCUGUUUAAAGCACGAGGAAGUAAAAAAAACAAAAUAUUCGAGCGAAUCAUGCCAAAAAGCCAACGAAGUCGUUUGGAAAACACAACAACUUUCCAAAUAAAUGUGAUAUCUCCUCAAAAAUUGAUUAAAGUGUAUAAUUUUAAUUUAAAUAAUAUGUAACGAUUAAUGCUGACUAUAAAUGAAAAGAGACGAGAUAUUGCAUUGUGGGUGUUUCGCAGGCUCGCUGCUUGUAUGGCGUGACGAAAAUAUAUCAUAGAACUCGAUCGGGAACAAAUUAAUAAUUAAAAAAAAGAUAUCGCGCCGGGUGCAAACCAAAUCCACCGAACGCAAAGAUUAACUACUUGAUCAAUUGAUGAGACAAAAUUUCCGCCGCCGACCAACGUUGAUUGAUUUUGAUUGUACAGUAAAACGUUUGCUUUUCCUCCACUUUACUAACACAAGAGUUUAUAAAUAGAAAAUCUCUCUCUCUCUCUCAUAACAUGAUUUUGUGUUUCGUAGUUGUGUAAUAAUAUCACUCUCUCUUUCUCUCUCUCUGUAAAUACAUAAUUGUAUGUCUCUCUCUCUCAAUCGUAGGCGAGUUUUAAGUUUAUACGUCUCUGAUGUGCAUACAAAAAUACACACGACACAAGAAAGAGCAAAAUUUCUUCACACACGUGGUAGAAUAUGUGGAAAAAAAUAAAUCAUGCAAAAUUGUUUCCUUCGUUCUUGCCUGCGCGCAUCAAAAUUAAUCUCAAACUCAUUGUGUUCACUCUUUUCUCUCUACCACAUCUCUCACAUCGAUGUAGAGCAGAUAUCAGUUGUAUACUUAUAAACGCGGAAAAAAUGUUGUGGAAUAAAUUGUUAUGUAUUUUGAGUUGCUCGAUCGAGACACGUACGUAUUUUAUAAUUUAAAAAAAGCCUUUUAUUUUUUAAAAAUGGACAAAAAAUUGCAUUAUGAUUGUGUCAUCAUCAUUGAUCAAUAUUAAUUGUAAGGGUACAUUGAAAAAAAAAUAGGAAUGAAGAUAUCAAGCGAUGUUAUUUUAUUUAGUAAUGUUUGUAGAAAAAUAGACACAAAUACAUGAAAACGGAGCAAAAAAUCA
Molecule: messenger RNA, 4606 nt
Organism: Neocloeon triangulifer
Lineage: Eukaryota; Metazoa; Arthropoda; Insecta; Ephemeroptera; Baetidae
Product: growth/differentiation factor 8-like
Exons: 3
Coding region: 587-1972 (461 amino acids)
Biological process (GO): SMAD protein signal transduction
Cellular component (GO): extracellular region
Molecular function (GO): cytokine activity; growth factor activity
Source: RefSeq, a predicted model, not a curated record